UAUGGACCUUCAUAUUGACUUCAGAUGCUUGUGGAUAACAGCGUCAACAAAAUUACUCGAUGGCAGUCUGCCCCGGGAAGAGUCCCCGACAGACGCAUCCGAACACCCGCCCAUCUGAGCCAACGCGAUCUGCCCGACCAUCCUACAAGUCGAUUAACAAACCUUUCCGACGCCGAAGUCUUGCCGCGGCUCCUACAAGCAACAUCGAUCGGCGUCUCGGCUUUCCCCGCGACCAGAUCUAUCGCCCUCCGAGUGAUGUCGAGUCGAGUACGAUAGCUUUUGCCCGCACCAUGACAAUCGCCGCGGCACAUGAUGGACGAUCCAUGGGGCUCACCAUGGGCAACAGCAGAGGGGGACAGGGAAUUGAAACCCGGCUCACCCGCCAAAUCCGACAUUGUCCCCCCUCCGCGCGCCUUUCUACCCGCGUCCAGCUCCCCCCGCGUCCCUGCUAUUGUGGAACAGUCGCCAUGGGGAGGUGACGAUGUAGGAUUUGGGGAAUGGACAACGGCGUCUGAUGCAGCAACGCAUUCGGUAUGGGCGGCGCCAUGGGGAGGCUCCAGUCCGAACUUGCCGGCCACUCCACGAGACGACCUGCUCGGUAAGAGUAGCCCGAUCACACUGCCCGGCAGCAUUGCAACCCCCGGGCCAGCCAAUGGCUCUCGACUUCGACAACCGUCACCGGAUCCUUGGGGGUCCGGGUUCUCAUCACAUAGAUCUUCCCAUGACGCUGUUACGACCCCUCGCCUGGUCGUCGAAUCAGCCUCUCCUGCCGAUUCUCCCAUUGAUACGCUAAAGGAAAACCCUUUCGGGAUCAGGGAAGAGGCAGUGUGGGACAAGUUCGAGACCAAAACAGAGGAGUUCACGGCCGCUCAGACGACGACGAUUCCUGAGCCAACCGCUGCGACACGCGACCCGACCGAGGGCGAGGGUGUCGAAGACUAUGAGACAACGCCAGCCUCAGUCUCUGGCGACGAUGCGCGCUUGAGCGUCGAAUCGAAUAGGCAAACUCGCGGGGACCGUUCCUCGACGCCGUCCAACGAAAAUACCGACCAUGAGGGAGAGCGGCCGGAUUCGCCAAUCACAUCGGUCGACGAGGAGCAAAGGAGUUCGAGGUUCAGCACAAGGAAGCUUUCUGGGAAAGUUCAAGAGCUAGUCGUCAAGUUUGACGGUCUCGCCAGGGCUGCCAGCGAAGAACAUCCCCCCAUCGCCCGGACCCGCAGCAUUAGUCCAUCGGUAUCCAGCAAGAAGGACGGCCGCGAAGAUGACCCUCGAGAUGCCGUAGACGACGCCGACUUUGGGGAGUCUGAGGAUGCAGACGCUGUUGCAGACGGGGAUACAGAUGAGCGUGCGAUGGAACCGCCAUCGCAACCGGAGCAGCCGGCGCCAAACCAGCAUCGAAGAGAGCAUUCAGGUGCGAAUGACGCAUCCACGGCAUUGCUACCCCCGCUCCCUGACUCUCCCUCUCCGAUUGCCAAGUUUGGACCUUUGGACUUUCACGUUGACCUCGAAUUGGUGACCAAGCUGUUUCCCCCCACCGCGGCGGAACUGUCCCACGAGGCCAAGGUGGAUCGCGAGGUCUUGGACCAUGUCAUCAACGACAGCUUCACCGAGAUUUCACAGAGGAAGACAUGGUACCGAAUUUCCCGGCUGGGUUCGACUCGCCGGCACGAUGCCGGUGACGACGAAAGCUACAGGCGGGUCGCCUGGCCAUCUUCAACGGUUCAUGAUGAGACCAUCAAGAUUGUGCGCCGGUGGAUGGAGGAGGAUUCCAUUGCCGGUCGCAUCGCGCUCGGCGGCAGAGUGUCUAAAACCCAGAAGAACAUGUUCGGUUGGGAUUCCUCCGCUGAGCCUGUCGCUCUUGACGCUGUUUUCAAGAAGAAGAGCUCGCAUACGAGAGCGGCAUUAUCCCAGCCCCCCCCGGCGUCCACGCUAUCGUUGGAAUUGGCCGAUGCAUCUGCAACACAUUCCCCACAACGCCCGACACAUCGUGCCUCGGGCAGUGUUGGGCCUGCCGUACCCUCAUUCGGUUGGAACACCGGCUCCCUCGCGCCCAGUUCACAGACGAGUACCACGGGCAUGAUUCCUGAGCCGCCAAACGCGACCGCUUCCGCCCCCGCCCCAACCACUUCACAAACCGCCGACGAGGACGAUGACGACGAGUGGGGCGAGAUGGUAUCCUCUCCCGUCACCUCGCAGCCCACAACAGCUGGCCCGGUAGUCCAGGAACUCGGAGCUGUCGGCAUCUUUUCGCAGACAGGCGGACCCGCCCCAACACCAUCCGACGCGGCAGCCCCUUCGGUUACGGAGUUACCUCCUGCCAAGCCAGCUCCCCAGGGCCAAGCAUCCACCAUCAACUCUAAAUUUGUGGAGCACCCGGGCGGGAGCUUGGGGUCGGAAGGCUCCGCAGCCCAGUCUCUCGAAUCAACAACGACACAUGAUCUCUCUCAACGUCCGCCGCCACCGGAGGCAGGACAACCUCCCAAUGCCGAUUUGCAAAUCGCUCACGAGCGAAUGGCUGAGCAGAUCCUAGCCAGUCUCCCUGAUCUCUCUUACAUGCUCCGUUAAAUGGUCCCCAGUGGCCGGUCAAUUUUGAGUAUUGCUUGCUCGUUAGUCCUAUUUUUUGUAAUAUCUAUUCAGAAUCUCUUCGAAUUGGUCGGACUUGAUGGUGUGAAAGCUGAAGCUGGCGGAAAUGUUGUCCAUGUAGCAUUCUGGCUGUUCUGCGACCAUACUUCUACGGCGCAUGCGACAUUCUUACCGCGCCGAGCUGGGGCUCCAUACUGUGUAUGCACAAGGCUGAUGAUGUCGGGUGAAACCGUUUGCGCUAGCGGGACGCCUAACCCUAAAUCGAUGGCAUGCCCCCUUUACGGCGGGGUUGAUUUGGAC
Molecule: messenger RNA, 2883 nt
Organism: Thermothelomyces thermophilus ATCC 42464
Lineage: Eukaryota; Fungi; Ascomycota; Sordariomycetes; Sordariales; Chaetomiaceae
Exons: 1
Coding region: 313-2565 (750 amino acids)
Source: RefSeq, a predicted model, not a curated record